Molecule: messenger RNA, 1670 nt
Organism: Sorghum bicolor (sorghum)
Lineage: Eukaryota; Viridiplantae; Streptophyta; Magnoliopsida; Poales; Poaceae
Exons: 3
Coding region: 103-1350 (415 amino acids)
Source: RefSeq, a predicted model, not a curated record
UAGGAGAGAAUAGAUGACAGAUACAGAGAAGAUAGCAGGGGGCGCACUCACAAACCCUAGAUCGGCUUCUCCUUGCUCCGUCGUUGGUCGUCGUCGGCGGCUAUGGCGGUGGAGGCGGCGCUGGCCUGGUACGAAGAGUUGCGAGAGAAGGACGAUAUGCAGGAGAAGAUCAGUAAUGAGAUCAACCAACUCUGGUUGGGUACGAGGAACAAGGAAUUCUCACAAGGCUUGAGCAAGGCGGAGCUCCGGAAGAAGCGGGCCGAGCUCGAGAAAAAGUGCGAUGCCUUGUCGCAGAGGUACUGGCAGGUCGUUUUUGAGAUGGGGUCGAAGCCGGAUUUCUCAGGCAUGACCGAGGCCGAGCGAGCGGAGACGGCGGAGAAGCUGAGGAGCGACGAGCUGCGGUAUGCGCGCCGCCUUACGGAAGAAGGCGACCCCAGGGCUUUGAGCAUUGAAGCCUUUGUUCCCAUCCUCGACUUCGAUCCUAAGCAAGGGGGUCGCUACUACAACCGCUACACCCUCGUCGACCUCACCACAUUCGACCUCGAUGAAGAGUCACCCAUUGGUCCGAUGCAAUUUACUGAUUCCCCCCACAAAGUAAUCGAGACCGACCACUUCAAACUGUCUGGGGCUGUAAACUUCUUGUCUGUCAAGGUAGCCUCUUCAGAUAUUGGCUUCCCAAUCCAUGUGUAUGGCACUGUCAUUGUCAGGGACAGCAUCGAUGAGAGGUGUGUUUAUCACUUCCGCUGCGACCCUGACCAUUGCCAACUCAUCAAUUCUGAGGCUGAAUCGUUGAUCUUGACUGGGCCGAAACGUGGGCUCGCAUUGUGUGGUUACAUGUAUGUGGAGAUUGAUCUAAAGAUCAAGGAUCAUCUAGGACAGUCCAGAGAAUUUAGUAAAGGACUCUUAAGCAUCAGUGACCCAACAAAUUGUGCAUCGAUGGUAUCUAUGGUCGAAACUAUAUCCCUUGCUACCAGGCUCAGUACUGUGGAUGUGACUUAUGCAGUUGUGAAUCGUGCAGCGGAGGGAUUUAUUGCAGUUAAAGUUCUGCAGGGAGGUUUCCAUGGAAAAAUCACCGCAUACACCACCAGCGUCAAGGACAUACUUGUGCUUUAUGACAGCAAAGAGGCUGAUGCUAUGACCUUUGAUGAUUGUGGAGAUAUCCUGCAGCUUAUGCGGCCUGUCGUAUCUGUCCACGUUGAGGAUUUCCUGAUAAUUGUUUUCCACACCAGUGACGGUAAAUCAGAGAGCAUACAAUUCGCUCCAAUGUUCAACGGCAGAGACGAAGGUCAAAUUACUGUUGGUGCUACCAAGAUGUGUGUGAAGCUUGCUUGGUCAGUAAUGAAACCUUGACUGUGCUGUUAAGCUUCGUUGGUAGGACCCUUGAUGCUUCACUAUUGUAGCUACGUCUGGUUCAGUGAUGCUGCAGUCAUCUUAGGUUAUGCAAAAUUAGUGGGACCUUAUAAGUAAGACAGUGUGUGUAACUACCCUAUUGUGCUUGGCUGUUAUAUUUGAACCAAUUUCUACCGUGUUGGGUUUGUUGACCACUAUAUAAAUCUAAUAUCUGGGGCUUGUUAUGCUGAACCACUAUCUAAUAUGUGGGGUUUGUUCGCUGAACGACUAACCUAUGGCUAUUUGGGUGAACUAAGCAUCAAGCAUUGUCUUUGUGUGGC